Molecule: messenger RNA, 2430 nt
Organism: Vairimorpha ceranae
Lineage: Eukaryota; Fungi; Microsporidia; Nosematidae
Exons: 1
Coding region: 1-2430 (809 amino acids)
Source: RefSeq, a predicted model, not a curated record
AUGGACAAAUAUAAAAAUGAAUUACUUUACUUUGGACUUUAUGGAACAAGUCUAUCUAAUUAUAAAAAAGAAGAAAUUAAACUUUUUUGUAAUACUGAUUUUGUAGAUAUAUUUUAUAAAGCUGAUGUUAGCAAGAUUGAAAAUGAUUUUAAUGGUGACACUAUUACAAAACUGAAAGAUUAUGAUACAAUUAUAAAAGAUUAUGAUUUAUUAAAUAUACGAAUAAAGUUUAAUAUUUUUAAAGAGAGAUUAUUACGGUAUAAAUUUAAAGAAGACUAUCCUUACAGGGUCAUAGAUUUUUUACUAAAAGCUGACGGUUUUGUUAAAAGUGCGGAAAUUAGAGAACAUCUACAUUUAGACUCGAAAAAAUUAUUUUAUGUUGCAAAGAAACUUAGAUGUAAAGAAGUGUUAGAGCAAAAAAGGGGAAAUGGUGCACACUGGCUUAUAAAAAUUAAUAAAGAUAAGCUAUUUGAAAACAAAGGUCUUGAAUAUACUCAAUACGAUUCACCAUUUAUCCCAAUUAAGUUCUGUACAGAGAUUCCUAUUCUGGAUCAAAUUAAAAAGUUAAUUGGUGAAACAUAUAUUGGAAUUACUACAGAAGAUAUGCAAAAGCAAUUUGGGCUAUCUAUUCGUCAAAGUUUACAUUAUCUUAAUAAGAUUAUCGAAUUAAAUAGUAACAGGUACAAAUGGAAAGAGAUAUUUAUCGGAAGAGUAAAAAGGCGUCUUUUUUAUCUUGUUGACAAUGCUGAUGCUCCAAAUUAUGAAGAAGCAGAGACUAAAAAAUUUAUAACUAUAAAUGAUAGGAUAGAUGCACUCAAUCAGAUGUUAGAAGAAAAAAGGGGGUUUGUAAUAUCUGAAGAUACACAGAAACAGUUUCAACAUAAAAUGAACUAUAGUUAUUUUCCUUGUAAAAAGACGAUUAUGUCAACUGCUCUAAAAGCAGGUCACAAAAUUUAUGCUCUUAUGGACACCAGUGAACGCAAGACUUUAAUUAUUCAUAAAGAUGUUGAUAUUUCUUCUUACUUGAACAACAACUCUAAUGAAAAGGAAAUUGAUUUUAAUAAUAAAUUAGAAAAAAGUUUCUAUCAUAAAUUUGUACUAAAUGAGAUAUUUCUACCAACGGAUAAUUUAUUCAUCACAGAUGAUCGAGAGCGAAUAACAAUAUUUUUUGAUUUCUUAGUAAAAAAUUCUGUUAAUGGAUAUACAGUCAUUAGUAAAGAGUUAAUUUAUAAAAUGAAUUUGAAACUUCUUUUUAAUGUAAUUCCUGUAGAAAUUCCUAACAUUUUACUCAAAAUUUUAGAUUCGGAUACAUUAAACGAAUCCAAUCUUGAUUUAGAUAAAUUAAAAGACAUAUCUUAUUUUGAUUUGUGUAAUAAAAAUUUAUUUUAUAAAUUUACAAAGAAGUUAAAAAUAUCACUUUCUUAUCGAAGAAUUAUCAAAUAUUUAUUAGAAUUAGAAACCUUUGGAUUAUUUAAAAAGUAUAUUGGACUCAAUACGAACAUUGAAAGUCUAAAUAACUUAGACAGUUAUAAAUUACAGGAUCUAAAUAUUGUUGAAGAACAAGAUAAAUUACAUAUUAAGACUUUUUCUUUAAAUAGCCCGUCUGAACCUAUUUCUGAAUUCAUUGUUAACGAAGAUUUUAAUAUUUUGAUGGAAAAAAACAAUUCAUUUUUAGUUGAAUCGCUAAUCAAUAAGCCAUUUAUUAUAAAAAUCCAUUCAGAUUAUAAAUCCAUACUUUCAAAUAUUAAGCAACGUUCUAAAAAAAAUAUAUAUGUUAGUUUUAUUGAUAGAAUCAAAUGCUUUGAUUUUUUGCAAUCAUACGAUAAAUCCUCAGCGUACAAAAAUAUUAAAAAAUUUAUUGAGCAUAAAUACUUUGAAUUUCACAAGGAAGUCAUGAAAAUAAUUGAUAAUAUCAUUGGAAACGUUAAAUCAGAUAGUGAUGAAAUUACUGCUGAUGAUUUAGAUAUGUUUGAAUUUUUAUAUACUAAAAUCAAAUAUGAUUUAGUUCUAAAUGAUUACCUUGAUCCAUCAAAAUAUAUUAAAUUUUCAUGUAUUAACGCUGUGCUUCAUAAAUUAAAUAAAGAUGAAAUUAUUUAUUGCACCGAAAAAAAAUUAACAGUAGAGGGUUGUAGACUUAAAAAUAAAAUAAAAACAAAAUUAAAUAAGGGAUUUAACAUUGAAGAUACAAACUUAAAAAAAUUUAUUGAUAGAAAUACCAUUUACAAAAUGUAUUUUAUACAUUUUUAUGAAUUAUUGGUUAAGUAUGGAUCGAUGGAACUACAACAACUUUUAGAUAAAUGUAAAAUUUGUAAAGAUUUUGAAUUUUAUAAUUUUUUAAAGGCUUAUGAAGAUGUUUUUGAGAUUAAUGAAAUUGACAAUUUUAAAGUAAUAAGCGUUAAAAUAGAUAUGGAUCCAUUAGAUUUUAUAUAG